Messenger RNA from Tympanuchus pallidicinctus (lesser prairie-chicken), 1926 nucleotides. RefSeq names its product chromosome unknown C2orf42 homolog (gene CUNH2orf42). The record is from RefSeq and is a predicted model, not a curated record. The coding region runs from base 100 to 1809 and encodes 569 amino acids. The transcript has 9 exons. Lineage: Eukaryota; Metazoa; Chordata; Aves; Galliformes; Phasianidae. Gene Ontology annotation, cellular component: nucleus.
GGCGGCGGGCGGGCGGGCGCCAUGGCGGAGGUGGGGCGCUGAGAGGCCUCGCGGCCGGGCCCGGGCUGGAGCGGGGGGCGCGCGCCGCCGCCCAGGAAGAUGGAGCCCACAUCGGUGAGAACCAAAGUGCCCUCCUUCCUUUCCGACCUGGGCAAGGCCACGCUGAGAGGCAUCAGGAAAUGUCCCCGCUGCGGCACUUAUAAUGGCACCCGUGGGCUGAGCUGCAAGAACAAGAACUGCGGCACCGUCUUCCGCUACGGCUCACGCAAGCAGCCCGGGGUCGAUGCUGUUAAGAUCAUCACCGGCUCCGACCUGCAGCUCUACUCGGUGCGUCAGCGGGACCGAGGCCCGGAUUAUCGCUGCUUUGUAGAGCUGGGUGUUUCAGAAACGGCCAUCCAGACGGUGGACGGGACCAUCAUCACGCAGCUCAGCUCCGGCCGCUGCUACGUCCCGGCUUGCCUGAAGGCGGCCACGCAGGGUGUGGUGGAGAAUCAAUGCCAGCACGUCAAACUGGCCUUGAACUGUCAGACCGAGGCCACCCCGCUGACCCUGAAAAGCUCGGUGCUCAACUCCAUGCAGGCCUCUCCCGAAACGAAACAGACUAUUUGGCAGCUGGCCACGGAGCCCACGGGGCCACUGGUGCAGAGGAUCACCAAAAGCGUCCUGGUGGUGAAGUGUAAGGCCAGCCAAAAGCACAGCCUGGGCUACCUGCACGCCUCCUUCGCCCAGAAGAUGAGCACGAAGACGCUGGCGGAGCACAGGUUCUUCUGCUCCUGCCAGACCCUGAAGCCUGGCAAGGCCGCCUCGGCCAAGGAGGAGGCAGCAGCACAGAGGUGCAUUCACUUCUUCGCCUGCAUCUGUGCCUUUGCCAGCGACGAGAGCCUGGCCCAGGAGUUUGCCGACUUCCUCACCCACGACUCAAGCGGUGUGAAGGGGGUCGCCGUCCCUCCGCUGCUGUGCGGCCCCGAGUCCAACCUGCAGGCUGGAGAGGCUGCCAAGGCCAAGAAGAGGAAAAAGGAGUUAACGGGCGGGCCUCUUCUGGCUCAGGACACGGCCGGCCUAAGGAGAAGCAGCCUGAAGAAGCCCACGGUUGCUGCCUCGCUGAAAAGGCAAGGCUGUAACCAACUUCUGGACGAGUCACAAGUUACCCUGUCCUUCCAAGACUGGCUGGCCAGCGUCACUGAGCGCAUCCAUCAGACCAUGCAUUACCAGUUUGAGGGCAAGCCCGAGCCGCUGGUGUUCCACAUCCCACAGGCUUUCUUUGAUGCACUGCAGCAGAGGAUAUCCAGUGGGAGUACAAAGAAGAGGUUGCCCAACUCCACUACAGCGUUUGUCCGCAAAGACGCCCUUCCCCUGGGGACCUUCUCCAAAUACACGUGGCACAUCACCAACAUCCUGCAGGUCAAGCAGAUCUUCGAUACCCCCGAGCAGCUGCCUCUGGAAAUCACACGAAGCUUCAUCCAGAACCGGGACGGCACCUAUGAGCUCUUCAGGUGCCCCAAGGUGGAGGUGGAGAGCAUCGCUGAGACGUACGGGCGCCUGGAGAAGCAGCCGGCCAUCCGCCCGCUGGAGCUCAAGACCUUCCUCAAAGUGGGAAACACCUCUCCCACCCAGAAGGAGCCCACGCCGUUCAUCAUUGAGUGGAUCCCCAACAUCCUACCUCACUCCCACAUCGGAGAGCUGCGCAUCAAGUUUGAGUACGGGCACCAGGGCGGCCGUCAGCCCCCCACCUCCUUCCCCACCCAACAGCCACCAGCACUGGAGCCCACCCUGGAACUGGCUCCACUCACCACCAUCACCUUCCCCUGAGCUCCGGGGCUGCACUCCAGAACUGCCACCACGGCCAGGUCAGCCAGAAAGAGAGAAAGAAACCGAGCACAAAGCUGCUGCCGCACCUGGAAAAAAUAAAAAGUGCUGCUCACCAGG